AUGAAGCCCUCGCCACAUCACACCGGAAUAGCGACCCUAGAGGACCUCUUGCAAAGCCGAGCAAGAAGCAGCCCGUGCCAACGCCUUCUGUUCUACGCCCCGGGAAACCCCAGCACUCCGACGGACAUAUCAUAUGCCCACCUGCUGGCUCUGGCAACCUCAAACUCGCGAGCCGUCCGUGCUCUCCCAUCAUUCCGAGAGCAGAAGCCAAUCCUGCUUCAUCUGGACAACCACCAAGACACAAUCCUUUGGUUUUGGUCCAUUCGGAUGGCCAGAGGGCUCCCCGUACUUUCUACUCCAUUCAGCAAUGCCCCAGGUUACCGCAACAAGCACAUCAAGGGCCUUUCAAACCUGCUAGAGUCUCCGAUCUGCAUUACACGGACUGUAAAUGUCUCACUCUUCGACGGCGUGGAUCAUGGCCUUGAAAUCGUGACUGUUGAGCAGUUGGAAGAAUGCAGCAGGAAAGGACACAAAGAAGAUGGAUUGGAUCGGAACGGCCUACCACGAGCACAAGGAGAUCCAAACUCCCUGGCCAUGCUGAUGCUGACAUCGGGGAGCACGGGCAACGCCAAAGCCGUGUGUCUGACUCACAGCAUGGUGUUGGCAUCAGUAGCAGGGAAGUCAGGGGCAUGUGUUCUUCCGCCCGGUCGCCCGUUUCUGAAUUGGAUCGGCCUCGACCACGUCGGAGCCUUGGUCGAGAUACACAUUCACGCCCUGUGGGAAAACGUUGACCAGGUUCACGUCGGAACUACCGAUGUUGUAUCGUCACCGUUUCUCUUCCUGGACCAUCUGAGUCGCCAUCGUGUCUCCCGGUCCUUUGCGCCCAACUUCUUCCUGGCCAGUCUCGUAUCAGCCAGCAAGAGGCAGCCGGAACAAAACACCAAUCAGUGGGAUCUUUCAAGCCUGGCAUUUCUCGUGUCUGGGGGAGAGGCAAAUGACAUGCAGACAUGCGUGGAAGCCUCGGCGCUUCUCGAACGGUAUGGCGCGCCCAGGAAUGUUAUAGCCCCCGGGUUUGGAAUGACCGAGACAUGCGCUGGCUGCAUCUACAGUACAAGCUGUCCAGACUAUGAUCUCGAGAGGGGCUACCCCGUUGCCUCACUCGGCACAUGCAUACGUGGCAUGGAGAUGCGAGUCCGAGUCAGCUGGGGAUCUGGGCCCGGAUCGGAUCGGCAACGAAGAAACGCCUUGCCAAAUGAGCCGGGCGAUCUCGAGGUACGGGGCACCAUGGUCUUUGGAUCGUACUACAGAAACCCGGCGGCUACGGAGCAGGCAUUUGCGGAGGAUGGGUGGUUCCGCACCGGGGACCGCGCUCUGUUGGAUUCUAAUGGCCGCCUAUGUCUGGUAGGACGUGUGAAAGAACUGGUCAACAUCAACGGGGUGAAAACGCCCAUCGCCGAUAUCCAGCUGCUCCUCGAACAGGCUGUUCAAGGGAAGGAAGUUGUCUCGCGUCUUUUUGUCUUUCCAUCCAAUAAUGCUCACACGGAGCAAGUGACAGUUGCUUAUGUGCCGGCCAAAAUCGAAUGGGAAGCCGAGGACGUUGCCAUCCGAAUGGCUGAGGUUGACAAAAGCCUAACGGAAGCCUGUCUAUUGGCCACCGCCUCUCGCCCACUCAUCUUUGCCUUGACUCCUGAAUCAAUGCAACUGCUGCCAACAACAACAUUGGGAAAGAUUUCACGAGUCAAGAUGAGAUCUCUUUUUGAGAGAGGUCUCUUUGCCGUUGAUGCUGCCCGACACCGCAACCUGGUAAACGGUGUCAGCAGAAAGGGGACGCCCAGGAACUCCAAGCUGACGGAUGUGGAGGCCGGCAUCCUCCAAGACUUUACCAGAGAACGACGAGGUAAUUUGGAGAGCGGGUGUGACCUCGAUACUCCUGUAUGGGAGCUGGGCUUCACGUCCAUGGACCUCAUCCGCCUGAAACACGCCCUCGACAAGCGGUUCACCAUGUCAUUACCCGUCAUCGCCAUCAUGAAGAACCCCACCGCUCGUGCCCUAGCAGCAGUAGUCGAGGACAUCCUCCAGCAAAACAAAAAACCCCAACCCAUCCCAACCCCCCUUACCAACCGAACCACCUCCCUCCCCAACUACGACCCUGUUAUCAUCUUCCGCCCACCACCCGCCAACCCUCCCUCUCCCGAAAACCAAACCCCCACCCCCCUCUGGCUCAUCCACCCCGGCGUGGGCGAAGUCCUCGUGUUCAUCCCCCUCAUCCACCACCUUUCCCUCUCCUCCCCCCAAAGACCAAUCUACGCCCUCCGCGCCCCCGGCUUCGAGCCGCCCAAUCCCCAUCACGAGCCCUCCUCCCCCCAGUUGUUCACCUCCAUCACCCAAGCCGUAACCUUUUACGUCUCGGCCAUCAAACGCCACCAACCCAAAGGGCCGUACUGCCUGGCGGGUUACUCCUACGGCUCCAUGCUCGCCUUCGAGAUGGCCAAGCUCCUCCAGCAAGCCGGCGACAGCGUCAAGUUCCUCGGCGUCCUCAACCUGCCCCCGAGGAUCAAGGAGAGGAUGAGGUACCUGAACUGGAACCGGUGCCUGAUCAACCUCGCCUACUUCCUCGGCCUGGUCGCGGGGGAGGAGGAGAUGGAGGAGCUGGACCGGAUGCUGGCCCGGGAGGGGGACAAGGGCAGGGCUUUGCGGGGGGUGCUGGAUGUGGCGGAUGUGGGGAGGUUGGCGGAGCUGGGGCUGGGCGGGGGAAUUGGCUCGGUGGGCGGAUGUGGCGUAUGGGCUGCAGAGUAUUGCCGUGGAUUAUGA
This is a messenger RNA of Podospora pseudopauciseta, 2751 nucleotides long. RefSeq names its product putative NRPS-like protein biosynthetic cluster. The transcript has a single exon. The record is from RefSeq and is a predicted model, not a curated record. Lineage: Eukaryota; Fungi; Ascomycota; Sordariomycetes; Sordariales; Podosporaceae. Gene Ontology annotation, molecular function: CoA-ligase activity. Bases 1 to 2751 code for a protein of 916 amino acids. Gene Ontology annotation, biological process: biosynthetic process; secondary metabolic process.